UUCGGACUGCUUUAUGCCGAGGAUCGAUGUCAUCUGGGGGAGGGAUCUUCACGAUCAGUCCCGCAGUUCCCCCAGCUUUUGGCCCCGGAUAUUAACUCAAGGAGGAUUACUAUGUUUUACUAACCACAUGUGAUGAGUUUCCUUCAGUGGAGUUUUUAUAUAUUUCUUCAUCUGGGUUUGGCAUCAGCAAGAAACAUCGAUUCUAAUAAGCGUCCGCCAUGGCAGUUAUCACAGGGAAACAUGUCGAUCGCAGAGCACUCGAAGACACCACAAUGGUGAGCAACAAACAGGGACCAUGGUGGAAAGACACCGGUCUGCGCAAGCUGAACAUGAUGCUGUUUUUCCUCAUGUUCAGCGAGUUCACUCAAGGAUAUGAUGCGUCUUUAAUCAACAACGUACAGGAGCUGAGUGUCUGGCAAGAGGACUUCAACCACCCUCAUGGCAGUCUUCUGGGAGCCAUGAGUGCGAUGUACUGGAUAGGGAAUAUUGUCGGCGUUGUCUUCAUCUCCUUCAUCUCCGACAAGUUUGGUCGCAGAUACAGUCUUUUCUUUGGUGCAAUUUUGUGCCUUGCUGGCACGGGUAUGGCUACAGGUGCCUCCAGCUCUGGCCUCUUUAUUGCAGCCCGUUUGCUGCUAGGCAUGGGAGGCGUUGUUGUUGCUGCGAUCGGACCUGUGUGGAUGGGCGAGUUGGCUUAUCCUGACCAUCGAGCAACAGCAACUUCCAUGUCGAAUACUACAUAUAGUGGUGGGGCGAUUAUUGCAGCAUGGAUCACGUUUGGAUCUUUUCGACUCACAAAUGCAUGGGCAUGGCGCAUCCCAACCGUCUUCCAAGCACUUCCUUCCCUAAUCCAGCUCGUUGGAGCUGUAGUCCUCCCAGAAUCUCCCCGUUGGCUGAUCAGUCGAGGCCGCGACCAAGCCGCCCUGGCCAUCCUAGCCAAAUACCACGGCAACGGCGACGCCAACGACACCGUAGUUCGAUAUGAAUUCCAAGAGAUGAAAGAAACCAUCGAACUGGAGAUCGCCGCCAACAAAACCUCCUGGAAGGAACUCAUCAACACCCGCGGAAACCGAUGGCGCUCCUUUAUCUUGAUAUGGUGUGGAAUCUGCAAACAAUGGUCCGGCAAUGGCCUCAUAAGCUACUACCUCAGCAGCAUGCUCAAAUCCGCCGGAAUCACUCGCGAAGUCGACACCACUCUCAUCACCGCCACAAGUCAAAUGUUCAGUUUCGCCUGCGCUCUAGCAUUCGCAUUUCUCCCUGGCCGAGUGGGUCGUCGACCCCUCCUCCUCUGGUCCAUGGGACUCAUCUGGCUCGUCUUUGCACUCAUCACGGCUUGUACGGGCGUGUUCGUCGAAACAGGUAGUCGGUCUGCAUCGUACGCUACCGUUGCGUUUAUUUAUAUCUACAACGGGGUACAUAAUCUCGGUUGGACGGGUGCGAUGAUGCUAUACGUGGUUGAGAUUCUCCCCUACUCCAUCCGCGCAAAAGGCAUCGCGCUCUUCUGGCUCGUCACCGGUGCUACGGGGGCAUUCAACACCUAUGUAAAUCCAUUAGGGAUUGAUGCGUUUGCAUGGAAGUAUUAUUUCUUCUAUGUAGGGUGGAUUGUGGUGGAGUUUGUGGUGGUGUAUUUCUUCUUUAUUGAGACUAAAGGUCCGAGUUUGGAGCAGAUUGCUCUGCUGUUCGAUGGGAAGGAUGCGGUGGUUAGUCAAGCUAAUCCGGUGGCGGAGGAGUUUUUGGAUGAUCGGUUGAAGGAGAAGGAGAUGGAAGGGGGUGAGGCUAGGGAGAUUGAGGUCGCGAGGUAGUUGGUUACCUAUGGAUGGAUGAUAAGUAGUAUAGGUAUAUGAAUUUUAACUCGUUAUUCCUGGUAGUCGCUAUUAAAUCUAUUCUGAUCCACAAAUGACAAGUAACAGAAAGGAAUCAUCACCAUUGGCGCAUACUCAGCAGUGAUUCAUCACUACCCAUUCCGUAUGGGCAGGACAUGAGA
Molecule: messenger RNA, 1981 nt
Organism: Aspergillus sclerotioniger CBS 115572
Lineage: Eukaryota; Fungi; Ascomycota; Eurotiomycetes; Eurotiales; Aspergillaceae
Product: sugar transporter
Exons: 8
Coding region: 219-1799 (526 amino acids)
Biological process (GO): carbohydrate transport; transmembrane transport
Cellular component (GO): membrane
Molecular function (GO): carbohydrate:proton symporter activity
Source: RefSeq, a predicted model, not a curated record